AUGAUUCCUGGCAAGAUUUUAGUCUACCACAACCCUUCUGGGGGCACGCGUACAGAAACUUAUAAAAGUGCUAGAAGGCGUAAAAAAUCUCUUGGAGAAUUGUUCCAAAAUGGAUAUCGUGUCAAAGCUGGACUUAAUAUCCCUGAAAAGGAAGAACAACAUACUUUUCGAAACUCCUUGGUGUCUUGUUACAGGGUCGGCUCGUACUGGGGUUUAAGAUUUUUAAGAGCCCUUAGAUUGAUACAGUUUUCAGAAAUUUUGCAGUUUCUGAAUAUCCUUAAAACAAGUAAUUCCAUCAAGCUAGUGAAUCUGUGCUCUAUAUUUAUCAGCACGUGGCUGACAGCAGCUGGGUUCAUACAUUUGGUGGAGAACUCAGGGGAUCCAUGGGAAAAUUUCCAAAAUAAUCAACCGCUAACGUAUUGGGAAUGUGUUUAUUUACUGAUGGUUACAAUGUCCACUGUUGGCUAUGGAGAUGUUUAUGCAAAAACAACCCUUGGUCGCCUUUUCAUGGUCUUCUUCAUCCUUGGGGGAUUGGCCAUGUUUGCCAGCUACGUCCCUGAAAUCAUAGAGUUAAUAGGAAACCGCAAGAAAUAUGGUGGUUCCUAUAGUGCGGUUAGUGGAAGAAAGCACAUAGUUGUCUGUGGUCACAUAACACUUGAAAGUGUGUCCAACUUCCUGAAGGACUUCCUGCACAAGGAUAGGGAUGAUGUCAACGUAGAAAUUGUCUUUCUGCAUAAUAUCUCCCCUAAUCUUGAGCUGGAAGCUCUUUUUAAAAGACACUUCACUCAGGUGGAAUUUUAUCAGGGUUCAGUCCUUAAUCCCCAUGACCUGGCGAGAGUGAAGAUAGAGUCAGCAGAUGCGUGCCUAAUCCUUGCCAAUAAAUACUGCGCUGACCCAGAUGCUGAAGAUGCCUCCAAUAUUAUGAGAGUUAUUUCAAUAAAGAAUUAUCAUCCGAAGAUAAGAAUUAUCACUCAGAUGUUGCAGUAUCACAAUAAGGCUCAUCUGCUAAAUAUCCCAAGCUGGAACUGGAAAGAAGGGGAUGAUGCAAUCUGUCUUGCUGAGCUCAAGCUGGGUUUCAUAGCCCAGAGCUGCCUGGCACCGGGCCUUUCAACAAUGUUAGCCAACCUCUUCUCUAUGAGGUCAUUCAUAAAG
Fulmarus glacialis (Northern fulmar) is the source of this 1152-nucleotide messenger RNA. Its product is annotated as calcium-activated potassium channel subunit alpha-1-like. The annotation marks the transcript as partial. Gene Ontology annotation, molecular function: large conductance calcium-activated potassium channel activity. NCBI's taxonomy places the organism in Eukaryota, Metazoa, Chordata, Aves, Procellariiformes, Procellariidae. Gene Ontology annotation, biological process: transmembrane transport; potassium ion transport. The transcript is spliced from 10 exons. The record is from RefSeq and is a predicted model, not a curated record. Gene Ontology annotation, cellular component: postsynaptic membrane.